AUGGGCAUGAUGGAUAGUUUGGGUCUGAGCGGGCUCGCCGGUGGCGUACAGCGAAUGGACAAGCGACAGUUCCUGUUCCAAAUGCUUAGCUUCGGAAUGAUCGUUUCGUCCGCACUGAUGAUCUGGAAGGGUCUGAUGGUGGUGACGGGCAGCGAGUCACCGAUUGUUGUCGUGCUGAGCGGCAGUAUGGAACCGGCUUUCCAUCGUGGCGACCUGCUAUUCCUCACGAACCAAGACGAACCGGUACGCGUUGGAGAGAUUGUGGUGUUCAAGAUCGAGGGCCGCGACAUUCCGAUCGUUCACCGAGUUAUUAAGCUGCACGAAAAGAGCAAUGGCACGGUGAAAUUCCUUACCAAGGGAGACAAUAACUCCGUCGACGAUCGGGGUUUGUACGCACCGGGGCAACUGUGGCUGACAAAGAAAGACAUCGUUGGCCGAGCAAGAGGGUUCCUGCCGUACGUGGGGAUGAUCACGAUCUACAUGAACGAGUAUCCGAAGCUAAAAUACGGUAUCCUGGGACUGCUAGCGUUAUACGUACUUGUGCAUAGAGAAUAA
Messenger RNA from Anopheles marshallii, 555 nucleotides. RefSeq names its product signal peptidase complex catalytic subunit SEC11A (gene twr). Gene Ontology annotation, molecular function: serine-type endopeptidase activity. Gene Ontology annotation, cellular component: membrane; signal peptidase complex. The transcript is spliced from 3 exons. Bases 1 to 555 code for a protein of 184 amino acids. Lineage: Eukaryota; Metazoa; Arthropoda; Insecta; Diptera; Culicidae. The record is from RefSeq and is a predicted model, not a curated record.